This is a messenger RNA of Anopheles maculipalpis, 716 nucleotides long. RefSeq names its product vesicle transport protein USE1 (gene Use1). Bases 3 to 716 code for a protein of 237 amino acids. The record is from RefSeq and is a predicted model, not a curated record. The transcript is spliced from 5 exons. Gene Ontology annotation, cellular component: endoplasmic reticulum; SNARE complex. Gene Ontology annotation, biological process: retrograde vesicle-mediated transport, Golgi to endoplasmic reticulum. Gene Ontology annotation, molecular function: SNAP receptor activity. Lineage: Eukaryota; Metazoa; Arthropoda; Insecta; Diptera; Culicidae.
CCAUGGCAUCAAAGUUAGAAAUAAAUAUACGCAGUUUGAUAGCACAGUGUGAAGAGAUCGUUGCCGUGGAUAAACAGGACUGGCGGCUAAAAAAGUACAUCCGAUCGCUGGACACUAUGAUUGAGGAGCUGGGCGAACAGGAGUUGGAUGAAACAGAAAAGAAGCUCGUCGAAGGGUAUCGGAAGCAGUGCAGCGAGCUAAAGCAGGCCUUCAGCUAUGUUGAACCAUCGACAGAGGAAAAGCGACGACUGAAACCGAGAGCGACGGAACCGUUCGGGGACGAUGUGAUGCGUGAGGUGCGACAGCUGCAAAAUCAAAUGUAUGAAAAAGAGCUACGCAGCGAGCUGUUCAAUGGGAACUUUUCGACGAUACGAAGGCGUGCCGGGCAGAAGGUGGCAGAAAAUCUGGAACAAACGGUCAAGCAAUACUCAACCGAGCAGGAAAAGCUUGCGGAGGAUAUGCUGCGGUUAACGAGGAAUUUGAAGGAACAGACAGAAACAGCCAACAAAAUUCUAAAGAAAGACACCGAGAUCGUUUCGAAAUCAGCCAAACUAUCGGACCAAAACACUUCAUCGCUGACGACAGAAUCAACCAAGCUGCAGGAAAACUCCAAGAAAGCGUGCAAAUGUUGGAUGUGGUUGAUGAUAGUGUUCGUUAUCGUUACAUUCAUAUUUAUGGUAAUGUUUAUGAAAAUUAUGAAAAAGAGAGUGUACUAG